AGAAUCACCUAUUUUUUUUAUUUUGGAGUAUCCUUUAACUUUUUUUUAGAACCGAACUACUGGUCUGAAACGAUGGAGAUACAGGAUUCUCGCUAUGGUUUGGUUGAAGACAAAAAAGUUCUGUAUCCUACUUGCAGCAUUAUUGAGUGUUUAGAAGUUUCAUAAAUUUGCUUGGUGUAGUUAUUUGUCUACGCUUUAUGAUUUAAGAUUUCCUACUUUCUGUUUUGCACGGCAUAUGCUUAUACAGACACUCUUAACUACUUUUCUAUCCAGUGCACAGAUGAGGAAGUUGAACAUAGUUAUGAAGAAUUUUAUGAGGAUGUGCAUACUGAAUUUUUGAAGUUUGGAGAGAUAGUUAAUUUUAAGGUAUGCAAAAACAGCUCAUCCCAUUUGCGGGGGAAUGUCUACAUACACUAUAAAUCAUUGGAUUCUGCUAUGCUUGCUUAUCGGUCUACAAAUGGGCGUUAUUUUGCUGGAAAACAGAUUACAUGUGAAUUUGUUAGCGUGACAAAAUGGAAGGUUGCCAUAUGUGGAGAGUUUAUGAGAUCAAAGCUCGUGACAUGCUCUCGUGGAACAGCUUGCAAUUUUAUCCAUUGUUUCAGAAAUCCUGGCGGAGAUUAUGAAUGGGCAAAUUGGGAUAAGCCACCCCCAAAGUAUUGGAUUAAAGAGAUGAGUGCCUUGUUUGGCUACUCAUAUGAUGAGUCGAUCUAUGACAGGAAAGUUGAAGAAGAUUUUGAGCAUUCAGCUGAUGUAUACAGGCAACACUCCGAAAGAUACCAUGGACGAGAGAGCCGAAGGUCUCGGUCAAGGGAGAAUAAGAGUUUGAGAAGCCACGAUAAGGAACACGAUGCUCGAAGGAGAGAACAAAGAAGCCAACCCAAUUGUCAUGUUGGGGAAAGAUGUGAAGAAGACGAAAAUUCCAGAAGUUACAAGCAUCAUCAUCGUCAUAAAAGCAGCUCUUAUGAUGGUGAACCUGACAGAUAUUGUUCUGGUGACAGGGAUGGGCUCAACCACAGUGAGGCUACCCGUAAAAGAUCAAGACACACCCUAUCUGAAAAAACUCAAACUAAAGUGUUCAGGAGUAGCAGCAGCAGCGAUUCUGAACAAACACAAUCUAAAGAUCAUCAUGAUAAUAUUGUAUACAGCAAAAGGAGAAGAGUGGAAAGGCAGGAUGAGGAGAAAAAUACGGAUGAUUGUCGGGAUAAGAGGAAGGAUAGCCGCCACCGAGCAACCAAGAGGAGAUCUUCAAGGUAUUUGAGUGAUGAUAAUAGCUCACUCAAUGAUGCUAAAAGAAGUGAUGAUGAUUUUGGUUCUGAUUGUGGAUACGAGAGCCGAAGUUCUGGUGGAACAAGACACCACUCUACUGGUGAAAAGGCUGACGAAACAGUGCGGUGGGAGCCCGAGAAAGAAGUCACUGGAGACUACCAUGGGAAACAUUUGGAAUCUGGCAAGAAGAGUCACAGAAGUCACCAUCGCAGCAGAAACCAUAAAGGCAAGUCUUAAUCUUUUUUUUUUAACACAGGCAAGUGUUAAUCUAUUCACAAGUCCUUUGUAGUACUGGGGUUAGUGUCUUGAUUUGUCACUAUGAAUUAAAGAAUUAGGUCUGAUAUGCUGGAGAUAUAUAGAGCAUCAGUAAUACAUACUAUAUCAUUUCACCUUCAUGAACAAAUCAUUCCUUUCCUAGACUACCAGAGCUGCAAACUCUUUUUUUUUUACUUUACGAAACUUGUGCUAGAGGGUCUCAUAGAUAUUAAUCCAUUACACUCAAAAGCUAAUACUCAAUCCUUCUUUGAUGUAUUCGUUCGGUUUCAUUUUUCAUGAAUUUACUCUGUAAAUGGAUAACUCGACUAUUGUCCGCAUC
This is a messenger RNA of Cuscuta campestris, 1861 nucleotides long. NCBI's taxonomy places the organism in Eukaryota, Viridiplantae, Streptophyta, Magnoliopsida, Solanales, Convolvulaceae. The record is from the annotation of a GenBank genome assembly.